Ruditapes philippinarum (Manila clam) is the source of this 1368-nucleotide messenger RNA. Its product is annotated as transcription intermediary factor 1-beta-like. Gene Ontology annotation, biological process: positive regulation of DNA-templated transcription. The record is from RefSeq and is a predicted model, not a curated record. Lineage: Eukaryota; Metazoa; Mollusca; Bivalvia; Venerida; Veneridae. Gene Ontology annotation, cellular component: chromatin; nucleoplasm. Gene Ontology annotation, molecular function: ubiquitin-protein transferase activity; zinc ion binding. The transcript has a single exon. The coding region runs from base 1 to 1368 and encodes 455 amino acids.
AUGGAUGUUCCGGGACGUAAAAGAUCUUCAGAUGCUAUUUUAUUUUGCCAGCCAUGCAAGGGUGACGAUGAUACGAUACAGGCAGAAGGUUAUUGUGAGGAUUGUAAUGAGUUUAUAUGUUCAUCCUGUAUCAAAGCACACCGGAAGUUGGCCGUGACAAAAUUUUAUGUAAUCAAAUUCAAAGGUGAAAUGCCCAGUUUUCUUCCUGCUCGAAAUGAUGCAUGCACGGAACUCUGUGAUUACCAUAAGAACGAAAUAGUAAAGUUUUACUGCAACGAACACAAUAGUGUUGGAUGUAGAGAUUGUAUGGUUCUUAAACAUACUUCCUGCAAGAUUCAACUCGUUCCAGACGUCUCCAGAAAAUGUAAUGUCAGUGACGAACUUGUUUAUACCAAGUAUAGAAUUGAUCAUCUGAAGAAAAGUCUGGCGUCAUGUAAAGAAGAAAUCAAAUGCAGUCUUCAAACAGCAGACGAAAUAAAAGCAAUAGCCAUUAAGGACAUUAAACAAUUCCGUAAAGAUAUGGACACCUAUCUUGACAAUGUAGAAGAAACUCUUAUGCAGGAAGUUGAAAUGGUUAAUGAUUGUGAUGUUCGUACACAGAAGAAACUUCAUGAUCAAUGCGAUGAAAUAAAUGAUGAAAUUGUCAUAUUACAGAGUAAACUAGAACAGUGUAAAGACAAUAUUAAUAACUUGUUUGUUACAUCUAAACUUGUGCAGGAAAAACUGCAGAAAUGUCACGAAAUAAAUAAGGAUAUUUCAUCUAAAAGUCAAACCCACACUUUCAAAUUCACUCCUUCUGAAGAAAUGAACGCUUUGAAAAUAGAUAACAAAAUCAUAGGCCAUCUUGAUAAGCAAUUAAAGAAAUACCCAGGAAAAUGCAGGGAGAGUAUCAUUGGCAUUAAAGCUCAUUUGUCGCAGAAGUUCGAUAUUAAGACGAAACAGGAAAUGGACUGUUACAUAAGGAGUAUGACAAUCAUAUCUGAAACUGAAAUUCUGUGUGCAGAUCAAAUCAACAGAUCAUUAAAAGUCUUUAAUUAUGCACAGGGUAAAAUCACAUCAACCUUAGAAACAGCCAGUCCCCCAGCAGACGUUACGACAAUUAAUUCCAACUGUGCUGCAACAACUUUACUAAAUGAGGACAAAAUCUUGUUUCUUGAUACGCAAAACGGAUUGUCUGUUAGUCGAAAACUUAAAGUCAGGGAAGGGUGCUUGGGAAUCGAUCAUCACAAUGGUACACUGGCUGUAUCAUUCUAUGAUCCUCCUGCUAUUCAGGUAUUAGACAUGAAAGGACAUAUUCUUCAUCAAGUCAUUGAUACUACCGUACUAAAGUAUCCAAGAUAUGUUUCUCUGAGUAAUAAUAAGGUGUGA